Molecule: messenger RNA, 1198 nt
Organism: Hordeum vulgare subsp. vulgare (domesticated barley)
Lineage: Eukaryota; Viridiplantae; Streptophyta; Magnoliopsida; Poales; Poaceae
Product: nicotinamide/nicotinic acid mononucleotide adenylyltransferase
Exons: 10
Coding region: 171-926 (251 amino acids)
Biological process (GO): NAD+ biosynthetic process
Molecular function (GO): nicotinate-nucleotide adenylyltransferase activity; nicotinamide-nucleotide adenylyltransferase activity
Source: RefSeq, a predicted model, not a curated record
CUCUCUCAGAAAAAAAAGAAAAAACUGCUAGUGGAAUCUGCUCCUGCCGCACACGCCGGACGAACUGCCGACCUCUCGCCGGCGGCGCGCACCGACCCGAGGAAGAGAGAAGCCAAGGUUCCGUGCCGGCUGUUUGCUCAGGUGAGGGUUUGAAGAGGACGGCCGUGGCCAUGGCCAUGGAGGAGGUGGAGGUGCCCUUCCCCACGGAGAAGCUCUCCAUGGAUCCAAAUCGGGAUUGGGGGAGGCGAGCUGGCGUCGUGCUGGUGGCCACCGGGAGCUUCAAUCCUCCCACCUACAUGCACCUGCGCAUGUUCGAGCUUGCAAAGGAUGAGUUGCAGCAGCGAGGAUACUCGGUGCUGGGUGGAUACAUGUCCCCGGUGAACGAUGCGUAUAAGAAAAAGGACCUCUUGCCGGCUGCUCACCGGGUCCGCCUCUGCGAAUUGGCAUGUCAAAGCUCGUCUUUCGUGAUGGUUGAUCCUUGGGAGGCAAUGCAGAAAGGUUAUCAGCGCACCUUGACCGUUCUCUCGAGGGUUAAGAACUCUCUGUGCAAGGACGGCUUAGCUGAUCAAGGUGGUGUCAAGGUAAUGCUUUUAUGUGGUUCUGACCUUCUCGAGUCAUUCGGCACACCAGGGGUUUGGAUUCCAGAUCAGGUCAGGGCCAUAUGUAAAGACUUUGGUGUUGUCUGUAUACGUAGGGAAGGAAAAGAUGUUCAAAAGCUAAUAUCCAGCAGCACGACACUGCUAGAAUGCGGGGAUAACAUCAUUUCGGUUGAUGAGAUUGUGCCAAAUCAGAUCAGUUCAUCCAGAGUAAGACAAUGUAUAAGGGGAUGUCUCUCAAUAAAGUAUCUUACUUGUGAUGAAAUAAUCGAGUACAUUAGAGAGCACAAACUAUACAUGGAGACUGAAGAUAGUGAUACCAGAUCAUGACAAUGUUGCAAGCCUUUCGAAAUGUUCAUCGGGCAUGGACUGUGCCACCUUGGGCAUCAAUCUUAUGAUCAAAUCUGGAACAUCUCUGAUGAGCUGCCAUUAUAUGAACUGAAGGAGUCUGACUGCUUACUAGCAUCAUGAAUGGUUGCAAAUGUAUGGAGACCAAUACUUACCAGUAGAAGGUUCUUGAAUCUUCCUUACGGUGUUGUCAAUGUAUCAGUCUUUCGACAACAGAAUAUAUCGCUAAUAAAGCAUUUAUACGACACAUGAAA